This is a messenger RNA of Hyaloperonospora brassicae, 3261 nucleotides long. The record is from the annotation of a GenBank genome assembly. NCBI's taxonomy places the organism in Eukaryota, Oomycota, Peronosporomycetes, Peronosporales, Peronosporaceae.
AUGAUCUGGAACUACGCGACGCAGUCCCUCGUCAAGACGCUUGAAGUCUCGUCGCUGCCCGUGCGCAACGCCAAGUUUGUCGCCCGGAAGCAGUGGGUCGUCGCUAGUGCCGACGACAUGCAAGUGCGCGUGUUCAACUACAACACGAUGGAGAAAGUCACGACGUUCGAGGCCCACAGCGACUACAUUCGCCACAUUGAAGUGCACCCGACGCUGUCGUGCUUUCUCACGUGUGCCGACGACAUGACGAUCAAGUUGUGGGACUGGGACAAGCACUUUGCCUGCACGCAGGUGUUUGAAGGCCACGGCCACUACGUCAUGAUGGUCAAGUUCAACCCGAAAGACGCACACUCGUUCGCGAGCGCGUGCCUCGAUCGGACCGUGCGGGUCUGGGGCUUGGGCUCGAGUCACGCACACUUUUCGCUCGAUGGACACGAACGAGGCGUCAAUUGCGUCGCUUACUAUCCAGGUGGCGACAAGCCGUAUCUGCUGUCCGGUAGCGAUGACCGGACAGUGAAAGUGUGGGACUACCAGACGAAAGCUAUUGUCCACACGCUCGAUGGACAUGGCAACAACUUGACGUCAGUGAUGUACCACCCAAGGCUGCCGCUGAUCAUUUCGGCUUGUGAAGACGGUGCUGUGAGGAUGUGGCACUCGACGACGUACCGCGCCGAGACGACACUGAACUAUGGCAUGGAGCGCAGCUGGUCGCUUGCAGCGCUACCGUCGGCCAAUACGCUGGCGAUCGGCUACGACGAAGGCACGAUCGUGCUGAGAUUAGGACACGACACGCCUGUCGUGAGCAUGGACGCCGGUGGAAGUGGAAAGCUCAUUUGGACGAGCAACAACGACGUCCACACUGCUAGCGUGAAGGGCGUGGUGGCUGAGAUGGGUCUGCAAGACGGCGAAAAAUUGCCGCUCGUGUCGAGAGACUUGGGGAGCUGCGAAGUAUACCCGCAAAAGGUACAGCACAACAGCAAUGGCCGCUACGUGGUUGUCUGCGGCGACGGCGAGUACAUUAUCUACACGGCUCAGCAGUUGCGUAACAAGGCUUUCGGUGCUGCGCUGGACUUUAGCUGGUCGCCUACUGGCACAGGUGAUUACGUGAUACGUGAGAGCGUAUCGAAGCUCACGCUGUUUCGCAAUUUCAAGGAAGUGAAGAGUGAGAAGCCUCGCGUGCUGUCUGCGGAAGGCCUGUUCGGGGGCACUGGUGCCAUCGGCGUCAAAGGCAAUGACGCGGUUGCUAUGUUUGAUUGGGAAGAGCUACGGCUGAUUCGUAAGAUUGACGUGGUGGUCAAAAACAUGUUCUGGUCCGAAAACGGCAGUCUCGUCGUGCUUGCGUCCGAGUCGAGCUUCUUCGUGCUCCGAUACAACAAGGAAGUGGUAGCACAGGCUUUUGCUGCUGGCACGAAUACGCCCGAGGAAGGCGUUGACGGCGCGUUCGACCUGCUGCACGAAAUCUCUGAGAAAGUGGGCACAGGCACGUGGGUCGGAGAUUGCUUUUUGUACACCAACGCUGGCGGCAGACUCAAUUACUACGUUGGCGGUGAAGUCAUGACGCUUGCCCACCUCGAGCAAAAGAUGUACAUCCUCGGGUACCUCCCGCGGGAGAACUUGGUGUUUCUCAUGGACAAAAUGAAGAAUGUGGUGAGCUACACCGUUUCGCUGGUCAUGCUGGAGUAUCAGACUGCUGUGGUGCGUCGUGACUUUGAGAGUGCAAAUGCCAUUUUGCCAAAGAUUCCGGCCGAUCAGAUGGACUAUGUGGCUCGAUUCUUGGAGUCACAGGGCUUCAAAGAGGAGGCUUUGGCGCUAAGUACUGAUCCUGACCAGAAGUUUGACCUCGCCGUACAACUUGCAAAGCUCGACGUGGCCCGUGACAUCAUGCUGCAGGAGAUUGACAAGGUGAACGACGGCAAGGACGUGGAUAUCGAGACUCAGCACAAGUGGAAACAGCUGGGUGAUCUCGCUCUCAACGAUUGCCAACUGGCGCUUGCUGAGGAUUGUGCGCUUCGCGCCGACGACUUUAGCUUACUGCUGAUUUUGUACACAAGCCGCGGAGACAAGGACGGUCUCGUUCGUCUUGCUGGACUUGCUCGCGAGAAGCGCCGCUAUAACAUCGCGUUCAUUUGCUGGUUGUUGCUGGGUAAAACUACCGAUUGUGUUGAGGUGUUGAAGGAGACGAAGCGUUUCCCGGAAGCCGCCUUCUUUGCUCGCAGCUAUUGCCCAUCUAAGAUGCAGCUGGUAAUGGACAAGUGGCGUGAAGACCUAGCUGCAGUCAGCUCUCGUGCUGCCAAGGCACUGGCCGAUCCCACACGUAAUGCUGCUUUGUUUGAGAACUUGGAGCUUUCCAUGCAGGCUGAGGAGAUGCUUCUCGCUCAGAGCGGUGGCGAGGAGACUACGACUCCUGCAUCAUCAUACGCUGCAAAAAAGGAAUUGCUGGAGAGCGAGAACAUUCUUGAGUUGAUCUUGAGUGGCGGCGCUGCGGCGGCUUUUGCUGUACGUGCUAGCGAGACGUAUAUCGACAGUGGCACGUUUGGUGCAGAAGCAGAAGCUCUCGCACAAGCUGAAGCUACAGCGCGAGCUCAGGCUCAAUCUCUCGCAGAAGCAGAGGCAGCGGCGGCAGCUGACGUUGACGCGCAGGCAUAUGCGGCAGCACAAGCAGCCGCGGCUGCUGAACUAGCUCAGGCGCAAGCUGAGGCUCAAGCGUUGAUGGAAGCCGAGGCUCGAGCUCGCGCAGAGGAAGAGCGGCAGCUUUUCGAGGCUCAAGCCCGUGCUCAAGCUCGCGCAGAGGAAGAGCGGCAGCUUUUUGAGGCUCAAGCUCGUGCGGAGGAAGAAGAACGGCAGCGUGUCGAGGAGAGAGCCCGGGCAGAGGAAGAGUGGCGGCGUGCUGAGGCCGCAAAACGUGCUCAAGCCAUGCAGGAGGAAGCAGCUGCCGCCGCUGAAGAGCGAGCUAAAGCAGAGGCUGACCUACAAUGGCAACAGCAACAGUAUGGUGGCAUGAUGACGAGUAGCCUUGGCAGUGCCGAUGGAGGGUUGGAUCUUGCCCCGGGCUCCCAUGGGUCGGCGUAUAGCAGUCAGCAUACGUUACCAUCCUCCCAGCAUCUCGGCCAAGGUGCGACUACUACGUCAACGACAACAACAACAACGACGACGACGAUGACAGCUGGCACCACUGGCGAGCUGUUGGAUUUUGAGCUGGACAACGCCGACAUCCAGUUUGAGGACGACGACGACGACGACGCUGACUGGGGCGAAAUGUAG